Eruca vesicaria subsp. sativa (arugula) is the source of this 873-nucleotide messenger RNA. Lineage: Eukaryota; Viridiplantae; Streptophyta; Magnoliopsida; Brassicales; Brassicaceae. The record is from the annotation of a GenBank genome assembly.
GUCUCUGAACUCGUGGUUAAAGAAGAGAUGACUCGAGAGUCGGAAUAGAUUUGAAAGUUUAAAUCUUUGGUAUCAAAGAGGCCAAGUGUCACACUUUAGAAAGCGACACGUGGGAGAGAGAGUCAAAGGUCAAACCUUUUUUACUUUCUUAAAUAAAUUGUCCGAAACCACGAACACACCUCUGUCACUAAUACGGAGAAAGCGAGAGAAACCCUAAGUAACUAGCGAGAGAUGUCUUCUUCAGUUGCAGCUAGGGUUUUCAGGGGAUGCAAAUCGCUUCUAGCUCCUGCUUCUCAAGCCACCACCUCUUUCGAGCUUUCUACUUCGAGGAGUUUAAGCACUGUCACCUCUGGAGGCACCAAGAAGUCGUCGGCGGCGAAAUCGAAGUCCAAACCUAAGCCAAAGUUGAAACCAGACUCUCCGGUGAAAAAGACGCCGAGGACUACAGGAAUCUUCAAGGCGAGCCCCGUGUCUCCAGCUCUAGCUCAGUUCCUUGGUACCGGUGAAACUACACGUACGGUCGCAGUCAAAGAGAUUUGGACCUAUGUCAAGUCCCACGACCUUCAGAAUCCUGCAGACAAGAGGGAGAUCUUCUGCGAUGAGAAGCUGAAACAAAUCUUUGAAGGGAAAGACAAAGUCGGGUUUCUGGAGGUCACAAAGCUCUUGUCCACUCACUUCGUGAAGACUCCUUGACAAAUAAUUAGCUCAACAUGGAAAGCUCUUGUUCUCGUUAUUAACGUUGUCAAUAAUCUAUUAACUCUCUUUUGUUAGAAAAAAAAGACUGCAAACAUGGUUUGACUUGUGAACAAUUGUGUUUUUGCUUCAAGUUUGCAAACUAUUAAUCAAGUAAUCACUUACUUUUACUUAACACUC